AUGGCGUCCAACUACACUGCACAACACUCUGAUGACUGCGCUCCCUUCAGCUUUGUGACAGUAAAUGUUGCCGUCGUGUGCCUUUACUUACUUCUGAUCCCCUUUGCAUUGCUGCUCAAUGGGGUAGCUGCAUGGGUGUCCUUUCACCUCCCGUCUUCGUCUACCUUCAUUGUGUAUCUAAAGAACCUGGUGGCUGCUGACCUCCUCAUGAUACUGAUGCUUCCGGCGAAGGCAGCUAGCAAGCUACCGGGAGCAACAGUGUGGUUGCGGGCGUUCGACUGUCGCUACUCUUCCGUCAUCUUCUACAACUGUUUGUACACGAGUAUCACCUUGAUGGGUCUCAUCAGCCUCGACCGCUUCUUCAAAAUUGUUCGCCCAUUUGGGAAGCUGUUAGGACAAAGUGUUACCUUCAGUCGUGUUACAUCCAGCUUGGUUUGGUUGCUGUUAUUUACCUGCACAGGUAUCCCAACAAUCAUUCUGACAGACCAGAGUCCUCUAAAUAUAACAGCAGAUUUCUGCAUGUCCAUGAAAAGUCCAGCUGGUGUGACCCUUCACAAGUAUGUAGUCCUCUUCAUGGAAGCCCUAUUCUGGCUCGUCGGCAUACUGAUUGUGUUCUGCUAUGUAUGCAUCACCCUGAAAGUCCUGCAGUCCUUCAGAAACUCAGGGAGCAACAACAGCCAAGGGAAGAAGAAGACCAAGCUACGAGUCUUCUCGAUUCUUCUGGUGUUCUUUGUGUGUUUUGUGCCUCUGCACAUUAUCCGUAUUCCCAGCACAUUGCUUGAAGUGAUGGAUAUUGGUGGCUGCACGGAAAUGUGGGUGACAACAGGCCAAACAUUAUGCCUGUGGCUGUCGACCACUAAUGCUUGUCUGGACCCUGUCCUCUACGUAUACCUGUGCAGGGAAUACAGAGACAAACUGGUGGACAUGCUGAAAGCUAGAGGCAUCAGUGUCCGGUUAUAUUCAGGUGAAAGAGAGGAGACUUCGCAGUAG
Labrus bergylta (ballan wrasse) is the source of this 990-nucleotide messenger RNA. RefSeq names its product P2Y purinoceptor 13-like. Gene Ontology annotation, cellular component: membrane. Gene Ontology annotation, molecular function: G protein-coupled purinergic nucleotide receptor activity. Lineage: Eukaryota; Metazoa; Chordata; Actinopteri; Labriformes; Labridae. The record is from RefSeq and is a predicted model, not a curated record. Gene Ontology annotation, biological process: G protein-coupled receptor signaling pathway.